Molecule: messenger RNA, 774 nt
Organism: Cajanus cajan (pigeon pea)
Lineage: Eukaryota; Viridiplantae; Streptophyta; Magnoliopsida; Fabales; Fabaceae
Source: RefSeq, a predicted model, not a curated record
UGAAACAAUGUUCAGCUUCGCUAGAGGAUCAACAUAUUGUUUGUUUCUCUAUUUUUUAAGAUAUUAGUGUUACUUCUAAAUUCAUCAAAUAACUUGAAAUGGAUUUUCUAGUUAGGGCAAGUAGCUUAAUUUCAAGUCGUUGUUCUUAAUGAUGCUUAUUUCUUGACCGGAUGAUGAGCUCAAGUAGAAUAACCACAAUUGUAUCCUAGCGCUAGCUUCUGUAUUAAGGAUUGCAUGGAUUAGUUCAAAAUGGGCAUAAAUCAAAUACGAGUUCAGAUGGAGGUUCAUUUCUAUUUUGAGUAUAAAAUUGCAAUUGAAGAAGAAGAGUGGUUGGUUGUCGUGACUGUCGUGGUUGCCGACGACAAAUGUGUGAAAAGCAAGAGGGAGAAUAAAAGAAAAGGAAAGGAGGGUGAAGAAAAGAAGGGUUUCGCCACCGCCGGAAAUCGCCUCCGGCAGCGCACGGUGGUUUCCAGCAGCUACUACUCACGGAGGUUACGAGAAAAUAAUUUUCUUUUACUAAUUAGUAAUUACUCUAACUCUUUUUCUUGCUCCGGUGGUUCUAUGUGUAAAAAUGGGAUCUUUUAGGAAGCUGCCGGAAAAUUAUUUUUCUAACACAAUUUAUUAGUUUUGGACUUUAAAAUUGCCAACUAAUGAUGCUAAAGUCACCGACACUAUUUUAUUUUUUUUAUUUUUUUUUAUCGAUAAAGUCCUUGUUUUUGGUGGAUUCCACUGUAUUCUCUUUUGGUGUAUCCCUCGCAUGUGAUGAGGAUCAAC